UAAAAUUUCCCUACCCUUUACGCCAUAGAUUUCUGUAGCAAUCGUCGUCGUCGUCAUCAUCAUCAUCACCUGCGCGUUCAACAAAAAGUGUCUCGUCCUUCUAUUGGUUCCGCCCGCGGGUGCGAUUCAUGUAAACCCCAAACGAUCCACAACAAAAGCCGUUGCGAACAUGUGUAACGCGAACGUUGUCUAUUCCCUGUUCCCCCUGUUUUAAAUAGAUAGAAAGGACACGCUUGAAAAGGUUUUCUGGGGCUGUUCUUUCCUCUCCCGAGAAAUUCCUCUGCAGGCAGGGAGGGGGGGUGCGUGUGUGUGCUGAUGAUCCCCUGAGCCACGUGGGUUUCUCUCGGCAUCAGCUGCAAGGGGAAACAAGAAACGGAGAGCUCACUCGUGUCUGACUCAGGAAGUUGAUCAGGAUGCGAGAUAUGCCAGAACCAGAUGUUGUGAGAUGAAGGAAUGAGAAAAAAGAGAAGGUUUCCGUCUCAUCACAGGGUUCCUUAGAAGUUCUCGUUACCCAUUCUGAGCUGGGACUGCCGGAUGCGGAUUACCCUGCUUUGCGGGUUGAAAGCGUGAUUGUCGUCGUGUUUGAUGAAAGGAGAGGGAAAUCCAUAUUGCUGAGCAGAACCGACCGAGGACAGGGAUUUUGUACAAUUAAAUAGGCAUGGAGUCACCAGCUGGGCAGCCAAGCCAGCCGAGGAAGAAGAUGACCAAGCAAUUGACGGGGAAGCGAGACGAUACGCCCCUGCAUUCCGCGGCGAGAGCGGGUAAUCUGGCUGUGAUAAUGGAAAUCAUUUCUAAAGCCGGUGAGGCAGAGACAGAGUUGAAGGAAUUGCUGGAGAAGCAAAAUCAAGCUGGCGAAACUGCCCUUUACGUUGCUGCCGAAUAUGGCUAUGUUGAUGUUGUGAGGGAGAUGAUCAAGCACUAUGAUCUAUCCGAUGCAGGGAUCAAGGCAAGAAAUGGCUUUGAUGCGCUACACAUUGCUGCCAAACAAGGGGAUUUGGAAAUACUAAAGAUACUCUUGGAGGUGCAUCCGGAAUUGGCAAUGACGGUGGACGCGUCGAAUACGACGGCACUUCACACGGCUGCGACGCAAGGCCAUAUCGAUGUGGUGAAUGUGUUGUUGGAGGCCGGAAGUGGGUUGGCAACAAUAGCGAGAAGUAACGGGAAAACAGCGUUGCAUUCAGCCGCGAGAAAUGGGCAUUUGGAGGUGAUAAAGUCACUUCUUGAUAAAGAGCCUAGUAUUGUGACUCGUGUAGAUAAAAAGGGCCAGACGGCAUUGCACAUGGCUGUUAAGGGUCAGAACGUCGAAGUAGUGGAAGAGUUGAUAAGAGCAGAUCCAUCCUCAAUCAACAUGGUAGAUACUAAGGGCAACACCUCAUUGCACAUAGCGACCCGGAAGGGCAGAGAUCAGAUAGUUCGGUUGCUGCUUGGUUGCAGUGAAACUGAUACAAGAGCCGUUAACCGGUCUGGCGAGACCGCUCUUGAUACAGCAGAAAAAAUGGGUCACUCCAAUGUUGCGGCUAUUCUCCAGGAGCACGGCGUGCAGAGUGCCAAGGCCAUCCAGCCACAGGCAACCAGUGCUGCUCGCGAGCUCAAACAAACCGUGAGUGACAUAAAACACGAAGUCCACUACCAGCUCGAGCACACCCGCCAAACCAGAAAACGUGUCCAGGGCAUCGCCAAGCGCCUCAACAAAAUGCAUGCUGAAGGCCUCAAUAAUGCCAUCAACUCCACCACCGUGGUGGCUGUCCUCAUCGCCACUGUCGCUUUUGCAGCCAUCUUCACUGUCCCAGGCCAAUACGUGGAUGACCCUACUGAUAUUCCCCCGGGUCUAUCUCUUGGGGAAGCGAAUAUUGCUCCGCAAGUUCCAUUCGUAAUUUUCUUUAUUUUUGACUCGGUUGCUCUCUUCAUAUCCCUGGCUGUGGUGGUGGUCCAAACGUCGGUCGUGGUCAUCGAGAGCAAGGCCAAGAAGCAGAUGAUGGCGAUCAUUAACAAGUUGAUGUGGCUGGCCUGCGUGCUGGUCUCGGUGGCAUUCUUGGCACUCUCAUUUGUGGUGGUUGGUCAGAAAGAAAGGUGGCUGGCAAUAGGGGUGACCAUCAUAGGGACAACCAUUAUGGCCACUACUCUCGGCACGAUGAUUUAUUGGGUCAUUAUGCAUCGUAUCGAGGCCUCCAACAUGAGGAACAUAAGGAAGUCUUCGUUGGGAAGUAGGUCAAGGUCUUGGUCGGUUUCAGUGAUGUCGGAUUCGGAGAUCCUCAACAACGAAUACAAGAAGAUGUACGCGAUAUAAAUAAAUUAAUCAGGCAGAAAAAAAGCCCGAGAUCUUCUCUGCUCGGGAGGAUAGAAUGUCUCUUUCCUUCGGAAAUAUCACACUGUACAUGUGAUGGAGGCUGUGAGAGUUUUUGCUCCCGAUUCGCUCCAAAAAGUUUUGGCUGUCAACAUAAAUAUUUACUAAAUGCAAGUGUUCAGCUUAGUGGGAUCCCGGAGGCAUCCUCUUUUCUUGAGAUGUAAAGUUGUCUAUUUCAGUGUACAUACUUGCUGUGGCAUAACUCUCUGGGUUCAGCAUCAGUGGCUUUUAAUGGAUCUUGCAUUUAGAAGAGAA
Messenger RNA from Syzygium oleosum, 2599 nucleotides. RefSeq names its product ankyrin repeat-containing protein At5g02620. Gene Ontology annotation, cellular component: plasma membrane. The transcript has 4 exons. NCBI's taxonomy places the organism in Eukaryota, Viridiplantae, Streptophyta, Magnoliopsida, Myrtales, Myrtaceae. The coding region runs from base 659 to 2287 and encodes 542 amino acids. The record is from RefSeq and is a predicted model, not a curated record. Gene Ontology annotation, molecular function: protein phosphatase regulator activity; protein phosphatase 1 binding.